UUCAGCACUCCACAGCACUGCCACAGAUCUAGAAGAAAACCACAGCAGCGCCACUCAACACCAAACAGCGUCCAUCUACAACUUCAGCCUCCGCGUGGUCCACCGGCAUCCGGAUCACCUCUUCCAUCACCACAACAUCCAGCACUCCUUCCUCCACUGCCAUCUCUUCUUCCUCUCCUCUCUCUCUCUGCACUAAUCCAUCCAUCCCACCUACCCACAAGCCCCCUCCGGCUCGCCAUGGAGAAGGUGCAGCACAUGACGCGGGCGGCUAUUCGGCGGGCGUCCACCAUGGAGGUUCCCCAACAGGCUAAGCAGAACAUGCAGGAGCUCUUCGUCAACUUCUGCCUCAUCCUCAUCUGCCUGCUGCUCAUCUACAUCAUUGUGUUGCUAAUGUGAGCGAGUGGGGUCUCCCUCUAGCCAAUGAGAGCGAAGGACUGUACAGAGGGGCCAAUCGAGUUAGGGGAUGGGCGGGACUAUUUAUUAUUUUAUAGAGAGUUUAAAGUAGUUGGGUUCUACAAUGCAUGGCUUAUUUGUGGAAGCGAUUUGUCUGUAGAUAGCACACAUUCAGAGAAAUAGGAGGGUAGAGACAUUGAUAGACAUUAGUUAGUGAUUGAGGAUUUUAAGUGGAUGUUGUGGACAGAUUUUAUGAGAGAUUUGGCUGAUGAAAAGCAAAUAUACAGUAUGUGAUUUGUGUGAAACAUAAUUUAAUUCUGUAAUUUUAUUAAAUUAUGGGUCAAAUAUCAAGUAUAACAUACUUUGAAGAAAAAUAUAAUGAGGAGUGCAUAAUCUCAGUGUAAUUAUAUAUAUAAAUCAUUACUGAAAACAUUUUUAAAAAAUCAUUCUCAGAUUUGGGGUCAGUACGUUUUUUUUUUUAUUUGUUUCUACUUUUUUAGAGCAAACGUUCUAUUCACUGAAAUAAAUUUAUAAAGAAAUCUGAUAGAAAUAAAGGAUGCCUCAUUAAUAAUUAAUUAAUAAUUAAUAAUAAUUAAAAGUGAGAGUAAAGAAGACAUUAACAAUGGUGCUAAAAAUUCUAUUGCAUAAAAAAACUUAACAAUUAAGAAAAUUCAGUUUUUGAUUACUUUUAUUUAUAAUUUUUUUUAAAAGAUCCCCUUUUACACUAAAAUGUUAAGCAGCACAUUUGCUUUCAAAAUUGAUGCUGAAUAUUUAGUGAAGAAAAUGUUUCAUUAAAAUUUCAUUUAAACAACUAAUAUAAUAAAACGUUUUAAUUUGUACAUUAUUAUCAGGGUUCCAACUCAGCAUAAACAUAAUAGGUAAACGUGUGAAACAACGUAAUAAAAGCAUCACACAAUAAAGAAUUACAUGUUGAUAAAUAGAACCUAAAUUUAAAGCAACAAACAAAAGUCCAAGAUU
Danio aesculapii is the source of this 1371-nucleotide messenger RNA. RefSeq names its product phospholamban (gene pln1). The transcript has 2 exons. Lineage: Eukaryota; Metazoa; Chordata; Actinopteri; Cypriniformes; Danionidae. Gene Ontology annotation, biological process: negative regulation of heart rate; negative regulation of calcium ion import into sarcoplasmic reticulum; negative regulation of ATPase-coupled calcium transmembrane transporter activity. The record is from RefSeq and is a predicted model, not a curated record. Bases 238 to 396 code for a protein of 52 amino acids. Gene Ontology annotation, molecular function: ATPase inhibitor activity. Gene Ontology annotation, cellular component: sarcoplasmic reticulum; membrane.